GCGCUAGUUCGUUGGUGUCAAAAAAUUAGAAAAGAAAAGCAAAGCGCUUUGCGGAAAGCAGCGCAAAAUAUUCCGUAUUCGUGUGAAGCGUCCAUCGUUGAUAUAUAGUUUUCGCUUAUUUCUACUUGAUAUUUAUUUGUUCGGGUCAAAUUUUACGCGAAUCAACAAGGAAAGAUCUGCAGAUUAUUCAUCGCCCGUUUCCGUUGGAAGUAAGAUGAGUUCCGAAGAGAUCACAGAACAAUCGGUCACUGAGCUGAAUCCGACCGAACAGGCAGAAAAGCAACAGCAAUCAGUCAGUGAGCUUGAGAAGCAGGAAGAAGCUAAGAUGAAGGCAAAGUAUGGCCCUAAUGUGGGGCUUGGUGGUCAACGCAGCCUUGGAGGUCAUUCGGCUUUCCUGCAGAAGCGUCUUCAGAAGGGUCAGAAGUAUUUUGACUCCGGUGACUACCAGAUGGCCAAGCAGAAGGGUGGUGGUGUGAAGCAGGUGUUUGCCAAUAAGGUUCCCACUGGGGAAGCCAUCCCGACACCGGAAACUGUGCCAGUGAGGAAAACCUCCAUCAUUCAAACUUGCAACAAGUUUCAAAGCAGUUAAGUAAGCCAUUAGUUCCCUCCCUUUCCAUUCAUCUUUGAUUAGCCAUUUCUCUUCCCGUUACCUGGGUUACCCUCGGUGUCUUGCUUGUAAUUAUUCCCUUGAUUCUGCUGUGCGAGUUUUAAUCUAAAACCCGUGGGGCCAAUUCAUAUCCCCUUUAGAUGAGCUCAGAGCGCCCAACUAAUAUUUGGUCGUGUUUUCAACUGAAUAUUAAAAUGUAUGGUUAGGUUUAUGUGCUAGUAAUUAAUGUUUUCGUUUAUCUCAAAAUGUUCUUGAUUAAAUUCAAUGUAUCAAUAAAAAUCGAAAUUAUUUAAUAAAAAAACUGAUAGGACAGAGGUAUUAGAAACUAGGUAAAACUGCUGGUUAUUCUAUCGUUAAAACCAAAUCAAAUAUGACUAGUAUCAUGAGCAUAUAUUUCGGUGGCACACAGUUUAUCGGCCAUCUUAUUAAUAUGCGUGCUAGAAUGUACUCACAGGCAUGUUCUCUCGUGCAUUGUUGAGUUGAAUCAAAGCACUAGAGUUUCCAACAGUCUAAUGUAUAUGUGAAUAAUUAUUCCUUAAUUUCAAAAGCCAUAAAA
Topomyia yanbarensis is the source of this 1163-nucleotide messenger RNA. It is a transcript of the gene endos, whose product is annotated as cAMP-regulated phosphoprotein 19. Gene Ontology annotation, cellular component: cytoplasm. NCBI's taxonomy places the organism in Eukaryota, Metazoa, Arthropoda, Insecta, Diptera, Culicidae. The record is from RefSeq and is a predicted model, not a curated record. Bases 215 to 589 code for a protein of 124 amino acids. The transcript is spliced from 3 exons. Gene Ontology annotation, molecular function: protein phosphatase inhibitor activity.